Molecule: messenger RNA, 2177 nt
Organism: Papaver somniferum (opium poppy)
Lineage: Eukaryota; Viridiplantae; Streptophyta; Magnoliopsida; Ranunculales; Papaveraceae
Product: serine/threonine protein phosphatase 2A 57 kDa regulatory subunit B' beta isoform-like
Exons: 3
Coding region: 233-1825 (530 amino acids)
Biological process (GO): signal transduction
Cellular component (GO): protein phosphatase type 2A complex
Molecular function (GO): protein phosphatase regulator activity
Source: RefSeq, a predicted model, not a curated record
UUCUCGUUAAUAUUUUUUUAUUUUUCUUUUGUGAAAACUAAAACCGAUUAUUUCUUCUUUCAAUUCAACGAAUGAAUGACAAUGAACCGAUCAUCAGAAAUCCACUACUUUUGAUCUAAUCUGGAUGCAUUCCAGAAGAUCACUUGCAGAUGGUUUCGGUGAUUCUUAUUCAUUUCCUUCGGAUUUCUCCACGAUUUCAUUCCAAAAAGGUUAGAGUUAAUUUGGAAGGGAAAUGUUAAACAAAUUUAUAAAACGUGGGCAUCGGAAAGUUCCCAAAUCAGAUGCCAAUGAGGCUGCUUAUGCGGGUCAUCGGAGUUCUGGAUCCAAUGUUACCGUAAAUCAUGCUUCCAGAACUACGGUUGCUUCUUCUGUUGCCAAUGCUCAGCAACAGGGUGGUGGUGGUGGUGUUGGUGCUGGAGCAGGAGGCGCAGCACCAACGCCUGCCGCAAUUGCUGCUGCCAUCCCAGGAUCAUCAGGAGUUGUUGAAUUUCUUCCAUAUUUUAAAGAUGUUCCUUCAGCAGAUCGUCAGACUUUGUUUAUUCGUAAGCUAAACAUAUGUUGCCUUCAAUUUGAUUUUUCGGAUACAUUGAAAAUGAUCCGGGAAAAGGAAACCAAGCGUCAAACACUUAUUGAGCUUGUGGAAUUUAUUCAAUCUGGUUCUGGGAAGAUUAAUGAAGCGUGCCAAGAAGAAUUAGUAAAGAUGGUUUCGGUAAACAUAUUUCGCUGCCUACCACCUGCUUCUCAUGAGAAUACAGGUUCCGAAAAUAUUGAUCCAGAAGAAGAGGAACCUUAUCUCGAACCUUCAUGGACUCAUUUGCAGCUUGUGUAUGAGCUGCUUCUUAGGUAUAUUGUAUCAUCAGAUACUGACACUAAGAUUGCUAAGCGCUAUAUUGAUCAUUCAUUUGUUCUGAAAAUCCUUGAUCUGUUUGAAUCAGAAGAUCCCCGUGAAAGGGAGUAUUUAAAGACAAUUCUCCAUCGUAUUUAUGGGAAGUUCAUGGUUCAUCGUCCCUUUAUAAGGAAAGCAAUUAAUAAUAUAUUUUAUCGGUUUAUAUUUGAAACCGAAAGACACAGUGGAAUUAGUGAGUUGCUGGAGAUUUUAGGGAGCAUAAUAAAUGGAUUCGCAUUGCCCAUGAAGGAGGAACAUAAGCUGUUCCUUGUCAGGGCUCUUAUUCCUCUUCACAAGCCAAAGUCUAUCUCUAUGUAUCAUCAGCAGUUGACAUAUUGCAUUACCCAGUUUGUCGAAAAGGAUUACAAGCUGGCAGAUACUGUUAUUAGAGGAUUAUUGAAGUAUUGGCCACUGACGAAUUGUCAGAAAGAGGUUCUUUUUCUAGGGGAACUAGAGGAAGUGCUGGAAGCAACACAAUCUUCAGAGUUUCAACGCUGCACAGGUCCUCUAUUCAGACAAAUUGGUCGCUGCCUCAAUAGUUCGCAUUUCCAGGUUGCAGAACGUGCACUCUUUCUUUGGAACAACGACCAUAUUGUGGGAUUGAUUGCACAGAAUCGAAGAGCAGUGCUGCCAAUUAUCUUUGAAGCACUGGAGAGAAACAUACAGGGGCACUGGAACCAAGCUGUCCACGGGUUGAGUGGAAAUGUCAGGAAGAUGUUCCUGGAGAUGGACUCGGAGCUGUUUGAAGAGUGUCAGAGGCAGUACCAAGAGAAAGAAGAUCAAGCAGAAGGAUUAGAAGAGCAACGUGAAUUAACAUGGAAGAGACUGGAAGAGAUGGCAGGAAUCGAGGUAGAGGAGGUAGAAGAUGAUGAUGACGUUGAUAAUUGUGUUAAUGAUGAUGAGAGUGAUGGUGAUGUCGAUGUUGAUAUGGUUAACUGAUUAAAAUCAUGGCUAUGGUUUAAUUAGUUGGUCGGGUAGGUUCAGCCAUCCGAGUAAUGUAGGAUGAUGAGGAGGCCUAUUUUGUAUCUCCAUGACCGAAUCAUUGCCGAGUCUUACUCUGCUUUUUGAUGGUAGUUCUUUUGUUUCCUUCUUUUUAUCUGCCCGUCCACAUCAUGGAAGACGAGAAACUCGAAAGGCGGAUGAAAAGAUAGAUCCCGAGAGAGACAGAGACAGAGGAAAUCAAAGAUGUAAUCUAGAAUUAUCUGAAAAUCAGAAAAUCAUGUGGAUAAUUAUGUUUGCUUGUGAAGAUUAUUUUUUCCUGCUAAAGAAAAAAGCGUUAAUUUGUUUAUUC